AUGACAUUUCGAAUUUGUAGAGACUGUCUCAUUUUAGACCUUUUCCGUAUAAUAUAUCUUAGAGCAUGCGGCGCGGAAGAUGUGGCUGUGUGCGCGGAAGAUGUGGCGGUGGGCGCGGAAGAUGGGGCGGAAGAUGUGGCGGAAAUUUUUCUUGCCCGCCGGCGCAAAAGCGCACCCCGUCGGGCCCGCAAAGCAACCGUGCUCCUAGAGCUCUCGCGAGUGCUUGUGGGGCCCUCUCUAUUCGGCGGGGCUAUCAAGCAACCGGGAUACCACCCUAAGCAACCGCGCACCUCUUGGAGCGACCGCAAUACCUUCCUGGGCAACCGCGAUACCUUCCAGAGCAUUCACGAGGGCUCCCCGAGCCUUCCAUAUAUCACGGAACCAGGAAAUUUACAAAGGUCUCCCCAAGCCUUUACGGAGGCUCCCUGGGCCCUCCAUAUAUCGCGGAACCAGGACAUCCGCAAAGGUCCUCGCAAACCUUUACAAAUGCUCCCUGAGCAUUCCCGAUACCUGGGAGAGCAUUCAACAAUGCUUCUCAAGCCCUCACUCCCGCAGGGGUGUAUAUUGAACCUUAAAACCGACAUCUGGCACUCCAACACAGGUAUACAAAAAGAGUGA
Messenger RNA from Morchella sextelata, 618 nucleotides. RefSeq lists its product as uncharacterized. The transcript has a single exon. Lineage: Eukaryota; Fungi; Ascomycota; Pezizomycetes; Pezizales; Morchellaceae. Bases 1 to 618 code for a protein of 205 amino acids. The record is from RefSeq and is a predicted model, not a curated record.